CCCCCCGGCCUCCUGCGUCCCCCCCAGUACGUGGAGAACAACAAGAGCGCCGACAACGACUGGUUCCGCCUGGAGUCCAACAAGGAGGGCACGCGGUGGUUCGGGAAGUGCUGGUACAUCCACGACCUGCUCAAGUACGAGUUCGCCAUCGAGUUCGACAUCCCCGUGACGUAUCCGGGCACCGCUCCCGAAAUCGCCAUUCCGGAGCUGGACGGGAAGACGGCCAAGAUGUACAGAGGAGGGAAGAUCUGCCUGGACGAGCAUUUCCGGCCGCUGUGGGCCCGGAACGUGCCCAAGUUCGGCUUGGCGCAUCUCAUGGCGCUGGGGCUGGGCCCCUGGCUGGCCGUGGAGAUCCCCGACCUCAUCGCCAAGGGCCUCGUGCAGCACAAGGACAAGUGACGGCCGUGCCGGGGAGUGUCCGUGGAGGGGGCCGUUCCCACCCCGUGGAGGGGCCAUCCCCGUGUCC
Molecule: messenger RNA, 466 nt
Organism: Nothoprocta perdicaria
Lineage: Eukaryota; Metazoa; Chordata; Aves; Tinamiformes; Tinamidae
Gene: UFC1
Product: ubiquitin-fold modifier conjugating enzyme 1
Exons: 5
Biological process (GO): protein K69-linked ufmylation
Cellular component (GO): cytoplasm
Molecular function (GO): UFM1 conjugating enzyme activity
Source: RefSeq, a predicted model, not a curated record